UCUGUUCUCCGGCCCCUUGCCCCUUUGAGCCACUAUCUUGACCUACUACCUUCCAGCUAUCAUUAAGCCGUUGAUGGUAGUGCUUGAAAAGUAGUAAUUGGACCUGGCAGUUGCCUACAGCGCUAAGUCGGCCUGUUUACGUUCGACGAGGCCCCUAUCAUUUGCAGGGUCUGUCUGUUUGUCUAUCGGUUCUGGUGAGACUAUUGGUCGAGUUCCAUCAGCAUGCACGUUAGUAAACGGUUGUGUGUUUGUUUCUACAAGCUAUUCUCCAUCCCCUUUCAUGUGUUGGAAUCGUAAGCAGAGCAAAUCGAAUCUUCGGGAGUACAACAAAAUAUUUUUUUGCGGCGGUUAACAUUGGAAGUGAUUUUUUCUGAAUAUCCCAAUUCUUCUUUGAACCGUGCAUGGAUUUCGCACACCUUGAGACAAGCGCUUUUCCCAACACUUAAUCGACUCACUCAUUGACGAGAUAGUGGUAGCGAAACGGGCGUCAGUGUUACGCGUACGUGAACGAGUGACGAUCGAUCUCAGUGACUUGAUGUUCCACCGGCAAGAUGUGUCUACUAGCAGUCGAAGCAGCGGUGACAUUACGAGUGUUCGAAUCAUUCUUUAUAGGCCCCGGUCUACGGUGGGCAUUAUGGCUCUGACUAGCUGCAACUGUUCUAGCCUGACGGUUGAAACAACUAGCUAAAUGCUGAAGUUGUCCACUGCGUGCGAAGUGAUCAAACCACAACACUAGAAGCUAAGCCAGUACGGCCACGGCCAUUGCGUAGGCCAUCACGUUAUUGAACGCAGCGCCGAAUCGGAUUGGGGCGACAGCAACGGUUGCAGUAAUAAAGGCUCGCUCAGUCGCUUAUGGGAGAAUAAUCCGUCGAUGCGACACUGCUUCAGUCAGUCACUCGUUUUUUUCAUGUAGCCGGCGCUUCACACGCACUGUGUUGGCUACACACUCGUCAAGAGCACAGAGAGGCCUUAGAAUAUUGCACGAUUGCCUAUGCUACUACCUCUGCCACAGGGACAGAAGAGGUUGCCGGGUAACGAAAACGAGUGAACUUGAAGUUACACUUGUUAGUGACGCUUCGAGGCUGACACCUAUUCAAACAAUGCUCCAGAUCGAAUGCCUGUAUUAUAUGGUAUAUAAUCCACUCAACACGGUUAUAGGACAACGUUGUGUAAGAAGCAAAUCUUCGACGCUUCAACAGGUGUGGCGGAACAUCGCCGUGGUGCAUAUCUAUCUUUAUUGUGUUUUCUUUUGCGUGCAGUGGUUCUAAAGGCGGAAUCUACAGCGAAGAAGAGUCUCAAGAAGGAAAUGUAUUUGUGAGUAAAUGUAAACGAAGUGACCCGUUUCAGCGCCAGCUUCACGAUAGCAAGCUAGCUUACGCAUUGCAAUCGUCCAUUCAUUUGUUACCAACAAGCCAUAGUUGUGUCACAUUAGAGAUCGCUAGCUCUCCGAAAUAACUUGGUACAAUUUGCAGACCGGAUCUUUGUAUCAUGUGAAUUAAUAUAAUCAAGUUCUCCAAAAUAAAAUACGCUCUCGGGGUGUAACGAAGUGCUUCACGUCGCUUCAAAAGGAGCAAAAGCGCCGACGAAGUCAGAUUUGCUACUACAUAGUUAUAAUUAUCGAUUCUAUAUAUACAUAUACACAUAUAUACAUACAUGUAUACAUAUAUAUAUGUAUAUAGCUAGAGGUCAGAUAAUUUCCAGAUUUCUUGUGUAUACUUGGAAGCAACUCGUUAGCGAUCUAUCGUUGGUUUCUGGUUGGAUAUCAAAACGGAACCGAACGCUAUUGUAUUCCAACGCUCCUAGAAAAUAUUGACGCUUAAUUUAAACAAGUAUCUAAUCAAGGGAGAGAACAACGGGCCGAUUUUUUGUCACCCGAAGUAGACAAUAGAAAAAAAAUAAAGAGGAAUGAAGACGAGAGAAAGGUGAGAAAGAGGAUAGACAAACGCAUCGACAUUAGCCUGGAAUGGACGAGAAAAUUACUACUCACUGACUGAAAGUUGCUCACUCAAAACUCAAAGGAAAACUUGAUUUUAACUGCUAUUAUGCGAAUUACGCGCCACCCCGCUGUAUACUUACCGAGAUCAAGAAAUAGCGGAAAGAUAGGAGACCCGCACUCACGAGAUCAUCACAAUAGCAGAAGCACACGCGAUACGAAAAUAUCGUCUCUCAUUUUUAUCAGUCUCAGCUUUGAUAUCUACGAUCUUGUUACUAUUCAUUGUUUGUGUACCCCUUAGUCGUUGUGUACGGCCAGAAGAGCGGAGACGUUCGGAGAUAUUCUCGGUUAUUAAAAGAUAGAAACUCUGUCUAACAUUGUCAAGUCAUUUCAUUGAGCCGUGCAGCAGAGGCUGUUGCACAAUCCUGCCACUAAAUAGACGGUGCAUUAGCAGCAAAGUGGAAAGCAACAGGUCCAUAAAUCAAAGUGGAAGAGCGUCCUACCGUUUUCGAUAAAAUCUCGAGGAAAAUCAGAAAAGAACUAACGCUAAAGUAACAAUCGUCUUGGGCGUAAAAAAUACAGUACCAAAAUGUCGGACUAUGGUGGAGAUUCGUCGGUGCACAGCGGUCUCGGAUGUGUGACACUGGCAAAGCCCCGAGCUCCACCGCCGCCUCGACCAGAAAAUUUGCCACCGAAACCGCCUGUCAGACCGAAACCACGCACAGAAAGUCAAAAUUCGCAGAGUUCAUCUGUUAGUGAGGCACCGCGAGGAUCCGAAAGUUCAGGCAAUUUGGCAUCAAAAGAGUAUCAGAAAGGCUUCGAAUCACCGCGAGUUUCUGAAAAAACGUCACUCUACGCCUCCAGCAGCUUUCGGUCUGAAACGAAUGGCGGAAGCGGCGACUACACCUCCAAAUACAAGGACGUAGGCGCGUGUGCAAAUACCCUCAGCAAACUUGACGGGCCCGUCGGUUUCUCCACACUUCCCGAACAGGUGUAUAACAAGACGGUGAAACGUGGCUUUGAAUUCACGCUGAUGGUCUGUGGUGAGUCUGGUCUCGGCAAAAGCACCCUCGUUAAUUCUCUGUUCUGUGCUGAUAUUUACUCGGCCGAUUAUCCUGGGCCUUCGCAGAGGACGGUACAGAAGACUGUCCAGGUUGAAACAACAAAAGUUGUAUUACAGGAGGGACAAGUCACCUUGACGCUAACUAUUGUGGACACCCCGGGCUUUGGAGGAAAUCUAGAUAACACUAACUGCUGGAUGCCUCUCAUCGAUUUCAUUGAGGAUAAAUAUGCCGAGUAUCUUCAAGAAGAGACUAAGAUUCAAAGAUCGGCUCAUAUCGUCGAUAAUAGGGUCCACUGUUGCUUGUAUUUCAUCGCGCCAUCGGGGCACGGCCUGAAGUCGCUGGAUGUCGAAGUGAUGAAAAAGCUACACGACAAAGUCAACAUCGUACCAGUUAUUGCUAAAGCUGACACGUUCACGCCAGAAGAAUGCCAGCUUUUCAAAAGACGCAUUCAAAAUGAGCUUACACAACAUGGAAUCAAGGUGUACGAUUUCCCGUCGCUGAACGAAAUCAGCGAGAAUGGCUCAAUGGAAGUCGGCGGAUCAGAUGGGACAGAUCUCAAGAACGGAACUGUGUCCAAAUCAAUAAAGGACCGUUUACCGUUUGCCAUCGUUGGUUCGAAUGCUCUAAUCGAAAUUGGCGGAAAAAAGGUCCGCGCCCGAAAAUAUCCUUGGGGAACGGUCGAGGUCGACUCGAUCGAGCACUGCGACUUUAUCCCCUUACGGAACGUCCUAAUCCGCUCGCAUAUGCAAGACCUCAAAGAAGUCACCCACAACUGCCACUAUGAGCACUUCCGAGUUCGCAAGCUGACUGGGGGAGCGUGCGCGCCUCCCGAGGGCGGCGCCAGCAACAAGAAUCCACUUGCACAAAUGGAGGAAGAGAAGAAAGAGCAUGACGCCAAAGUAGCAAAAAUGCGUCAAGAAAUGGAAACAGUGUUUGCCAUGAAAGUCAAGGAAAAGUUGCAAAAGUUAGAAGAAAACGAAACUGAGCGCAGCCGGCGCCAUGAGGAGCAGAUGAAAUCACUUGAACAGCAGCGCGCCGAACUCGAAGAACGCGAGCGUAAUUUCGAAAGAGAACGAUUUGCCUUUGAAGCAACACAUCAGGAGUAUGCGGACAUGUUCCGCAAGAUGACGAUCGACAACCGAGAGUAUGCAUCGUUGAUCGCAGCUCUCAGUGAAGCGUGCACUGGUAGGAGUUACCAGGGUAGCCGCUAUUCGAUGCAGCUUAACGGCCGCGAAGGUCAAGCGCAAUUCUCAACGUCGGUCGGUAGCACGAGUUUUUCGUUACUAGUGACAGCAUUAUCAUUGUAUUAAGUCGUUCCUCGGACCGGGGAACCCCGCGGCGCCGACCAGUUCCGUCAUCGCUGGAUUGCGGUGCUACCUGCCUGCCGCUCAGCCAGACGCUGCUACUGACUACUAACCGAAGUUGUUCGCGCAGCUGGAAAAGUUCACCGUCGGACCAUAGUAGCUUUUCGUCGUACGGCGAGGGUGACGCUUAUCGACAGGACUACGAUGGCGAUGAUGAUGAUUCUUCGAAAUACUGACAGAUCUUCAAAAGGUGGCAGGCUUUUAGCGGUCAUUUUGAUAGGGAGGUACCGCGAGAACCAUUGAAUUGAAUUGAGCUUACAAGCGUGCUCAGAACUUGCUGUUAGCUAUCUUAAAUGCGAUGUUCACCCCAUCAAUAACACCAUUCGAAGUUUACAAUAACGAUAGGGUAAGGGUGAUCUCGAUUACGACCAUAGCUUGCGUUAUUGCAGAAAAUUAUUCUAAAUGAGUCGAUGGCCCAGAGAUACAUUAACUUACACCGAUAAAAAGGAAAAGCACGAAGCUGGAAAUUGACCGUUUCUAGUCACGUUACUUUUUACGCAGCUAUGUAGAGCACCCCUAUUCAACUAAAUUACAUUAAAUAAGCUAAAUGACGGAUAAUCUGACCUGUUAUCAAGCACAACUUCGUGUGUGUCUGUGCGUUUAGGAGCGGCCCUUGCAAACAACAAAUAGAGCUGUUAUCAAUGUUCGAGCUGCCCUCUAGCCAUGUUGUUAUACGAGAUCGUGUGCUAUAGACAGACAAUUGUUGGAAGUCCUACCAAGAAAAUUCCACUCAAACGUAUCCAUACAAGAGCAAGACUAAAUAUUUAUAUUAUUAUGA
Molecule: messenger RNA, 5139 nt
Organism: Varroa destructor (honeybee mite)
Lineage: Eukaryota; Metazoa; Arthropoda; Arachnida; Mesostigmata; Varroidae
Molecular function (GO): GTP binding
Source: RefSeq, a predicted model, not a curated record